Messenger RNA from Blepharisma stoltei, 1204 nucleotides. The record is from the annotation of a GenBank genome assembly. Lineage: Eukaryota; Ciliophora; Heterotrichea; Heterotrichida; Blepharismidae.
AUGCAUAGUAACCCCUAAUUAGAGUACAGAUUAAUCUCCAAGAAAGGCGAAGGGACUUUCUCCGAAGUUUUGAAGGCUCAAAGCAUAAAAACUGGCAAAUAUGUUGCCAUAAAAUGCAUGAAGAACCAUUUCACAAGUCUUGAGCAGGUAAAUAACCUCCGAGAAAUCCAAGCAUUGAGGAGACUUUCCCCGCAUCCUCACAUUGUAAAGCUAUUAGAAAUUUUAUAGUAAACUCUAGCGUAGUGAUGAGCCGACAGGAAGAUUGGCUCUCGUUUUCGAGCUCUUAGAUCUUAAUUUGUAUGAAUGGAUCAGAGGACGCCGCCAUUAUCUCCCAGAAAACAAAAUAAAGCAUUAUAUGUACCAGCUGUUAAAGUCAAUUGACCACAUGCACCGAAAUGGGAUUUUUCAUAGGGAUAUUAAGCCUGAAAACGUGCUACUAAUUGAAGAAGUGCUGAAAUUGGCAGAUUUUGGAUCCUGCAGAGGGAUUUACAGCAAGCAGCCGUAUACGGAGUACAUCAGUACAAGGUGGUACAGACCUCCUGAGUGCUUGCUAACUGAUGGAUACUAUAGCUACAAAAUGGACAUUUGGGGAAUCGGUUGUGUCUUUUUUGAAGUAUCUGCUUUGUUCCCACUAUUUCCAGGGAACAAUGAAAUGGACCAAAUAGACAAGAUCCAUAAAAUCCUGGGGAUGCCUCCACAAGAAAUCUUAGCUGAUUUCAGAAAAAAGGCUAGAGAAAUAGAUUUUAAUUUUCCUACAAGAGAAGGGACUGGAAUUGAUAAGUUAAUUCCUCACGUAUCCCCGGUCGCUAGAGAUUUGAUGUCAAAGCUACUGUCAUACAGCGCAGAUGAAAGAAUAUCUGCAAGACAAGCACUAAAGCAUCCUUAUUUUAAAGAUCUUAGAGAUCAAGAGAGGCCUCCUCAAAUGGCGCCAUCCCCUCAAAGUUUAAGAACCCCUGAUGCUGAUAGUGCAGCUGGUGAUGAAAGUAAGGGAUCUGAAGGCAUUUUACAGUUGCCACCAAUCAAAGCUCAAGGAGGUAUAAUCCCUAAAACCAAGAAAAACCCAGAGAUGAAACUGAAAAACAACACCUCGAAUAAAAGCAUUACAAUUGACAAAAGCCCUUAUACAAGUAAAAAAAUAACCCUGGAGCCAAGAAAGCUCUAUGCGCCUGUAUACAAAAAGAGCUUUUAUAAAAGUACUUAUUAA